This is a messenger RNA of Python bivittatus (Burmese python), 2282 nucleotides long. Lineage: Eukaryota; Metazoa; Chordata; Lepidosauria; Squamata; Pythonidae. The record is from RefSeq and is a predicted model, not a curated record.
UUGAUGUUACCCAUCAAAAGUCAUCCUCUCUUCCCUUCCUUAAUGGCUUUUCUUUAUGGGAAUUAAAAGGGAGGGAUGUUUCUAGACACGUUGGCUUUUGCAGUCUAAAGCACUACAGAGCUCUUUUGUCUCUGAUGGACAGAUACUCUCUGGAAAGAAAGAGAUUAUGGAAAAAGCAAGUCUUUACAAAUGGAAGGCACUCUCGUCUGACAUCCUCAUGAAAUUGUGUACUAAGGUAGGGCAAAUGUGCAAUAAAAUCUUCCCCUAAAAGCACCUAGGAAAAUGGUGGGGAAAGAUGGAGAGUGGAAAAUGUCCUUUGCCCCUGCCAUAAAACGUUAUGCACAAGGCAGGGCCUUGUGUUAAAAGCCUCUCUGAAAGCAUCUCUCUCAUGGCAGGCUUCAAGCAGGAAGAUCGCUAUUUUGCAUGUAAUUUGCAGGCUGUUUUGUUUAAUGGAUCAGUUAACGAUCUGAGUCAGGUUGUUUACUGAAGCAAGCUUGAUUUCUUGCCAAACACAUUUCUCUUGGAAGAUCUCAGGCAUGCUGAGGAGAGGAGGAGCAUCAGAAAAAGCAGGAUUUGUAGCAUCAGAGUUCAUUACAAACAGGGUGUAGGCAAGGGAAGUAGGAACUAGGGUUGAGGAAGAAAUGGAGUAACAGGCAACCAAAGCAGCAGAGAAUGCUGUCCAAGCCAGGAGGGAUAUAAUACUGAAGAUAUCUUCCUACUGUCCAAGAAGAAUGUCACGUCCAGCAAACAGAAGACCAGAGAACCCCAAAAUUGACUGGCAAUUGCCCGCCAUUUCAUCCUCUGCUUCAGCUCAUCACAUGAGCAGAGAGCUUUUUGUGCUCACUUAUGGCGCUUUGGUAGCCCAACUGUGUAAGGAUUAUGAAAAGGAUGAAGAUGUGAACAAAUAUUUGGACAGCAUGGGAUACAGCAUCGGCAUCAGGUUGGUUGAAGAUUUCUUGGCUCGCUCUGCUGCGAAGAAGUGCCGCAGUUAUUCUGAAACUGCAGACAUAAUUGCACAGGUUGCUUUUAAGAUGUAUCUGGGUGUCACCCCUACUGUGACUUGCAGCAAUGCAAUGGGAAAUGAGUUUUCUCUCAUUCUGGGCAAGAAUCCCUUAGUGGACUUUGUGGAGGAGCUACCAGCAAGUCGAUCAUCCCUUUGCUAUUGCAGUCUGUUGUCUGGGACCAUCAGAGGUGCUCUGGAAAUGAUACACCUAACAGCUGAAGUGACUUUCCUUCAAGACACUCUGAAAGGGGAUGAUGUGACAGAAAUUCGAAUCACAUUCUUGAAGAAGCCUGAAACCAAGAAACACAAAAGAAAUAAGUGAAGCUGUUAUCUGAAGUAAUUAUAUAUAUAGGGUCAGCCAAGCCUUUGUAGUUGCCUAGAAAGAGAAACUUUCCAAUCCAGGAAGGACCAUCCACACAGAACAAGGCUCAAAGCAAACUUUUUUCUAGGCCAGGCCAUGCAUGUCCAGAAGCUUGGAGGAGCAAGAAAUUAGCAUGCAUUCCCCGCCCUCCUCCAGGGAAUGUGUAGUAUUCCAAAUGGAUUACCAGAAACUGGGUGAUGAAUAUCUAAGGAAUCUCUGCUCCCUCAAAAAUAUCCUUGCAUGCUGUUUCAUAUUGGAGCUGUGCUCUAUCUGCUUCUCUGAGGUAAAGUACAAUGCAAGGCUGUGAGGGGCAAGGCUUUCUUAGGAGUGGCAUUUUUCCUGAGGAUUUCUUUUCCUGAGGGAUCUUUCUUAGUUUGUAGAAGGCUAGACAAGGAAGUUCUAUGAGAUGCAGCAGGUAGGACUAAAUACAACCUCCAAACCUCCUUUCUGUGGCCAUUACAGGUCCCUUCAAUCAUACCUGCCCCAAAUCAAUGUCAUGAGGUAGGCAAUAUAAAAGAAGAUAAUGCAGCCCUAAAAUAAGUUCAAGAUGCUUUAAAAGCAAAACAAAACAAAGCCCCCUAAUACUUUCCCUCCCCAGAAUCUUGACUGCAUCCAUGACACCAUCCUGAAGACUUUGACUUCUUAUUCUGAGUUUUGCAUUUCUUGGGCCACCAUCAAAAUGUUGCCCACAUCUUUUGUCAGGCUUCUGAGGGAACUGGCUUCUUCUUGGACUAUCUCUGCUGAGAAAAGGACUUGCCCAUUGUUAUUUUUAUUUUAUCCUUUGGAUUUUAAGAUGUGUAUAACUUUUCUUUAAAGAGGUGGAAAGGUUGAAUGAGACACAAUUCAGAAAUAUGUUAUCUGAACCAAACUGUACAUGGACUUAAGAAAUGAUAUGAGGAUGUAAAAUAUAUUUUUCUG